AUGGAAUACGUUUUAGAAGCUCUGACCAGAGCUCCAUCACAAGUGCUGGUCAAAAGUGCAAGCCAAUUUGGUGAGGAGGCAGCCAAAGUGCUCGGAGCUUGUAUUGAAGAAUCUCUCAAGAAUUGUACUGAUGAUAUUACAACAAGUAUUAGAGAGAAUAUCAAUUCAAGUGGUAAAAAGAUGUCGAAGGAAAUGGACAAAUAUUCACAGGUUUUAAAAGAAACCGUUGUAGAGGGGUUUGCUGAAUGGGGUAUCGGUAUCGAAAGAGCUUUCUAUCAUCUAGGUCAUAAAUUAGAAAAUGGUUUAAACAAUACAGCAAAUAGGUUGGCUGUGCAGCUUGAUCAAAGCGUCGAUCAAAAUAUGAGCAGAAUUGAUUCAACAAUCAGAGACAGUAUUACGGUGAUCACAAAAGAUUUCAUGAAAGAACAGAUACCGUAUUGGCGAGCCAGUUUCAUGAGAGAAUUGAACAUUAUUCUUAUCUGUUUGUGUGUCAUAACAGCAGGUGUCUUUUCAUUAUGCAUGAGUUGGGCUCUUGGAGGAUAUCAAGUAUUUACUCACAUUCUCACUCAAGAAUUCAGAACUUUAUGCUUUCUAUUUUUUUCUAUUUUAAUGGGAUUUUCUCUUUUCAUUUGGAACAAAGCUAUUGGGGAGAGUAAAACUGCCAAAACAUCAGAAGAAGAAAUAGUGACCUCUACCCCUACUAUUGAUACUCAUGACUCUUCAACAUUAGAACACGAGAAUGUGACUUGGAUGAAGAAAAUUAUUUCAGAGCAACAAAAAUACUACCAAAACAAUCCUCAAUUUCUCCUCAUAAUUGUUGCUUGCCUUGGCUUCUUUAUGGGAGAUUUGGCAAGAGAUGUAUUUAUUUCUGCAUUUUCACCUUCAUCUGGAGCAUCGUCUGGAGUUAUUGCUCAAAUUUUCGAUUUUGUUUCAUCGUGGCUCUAUUUACUUCUAAUUCUAAGCGUUAUGAUUUUUGUUACUAUUGUUGUGAAUAAGAUAAUUGCGAUUGAAGUUGUUCUCAAAAUUUACAGCAUUUGGAGAGAAUAUUUGAAAUUUAGAGAAUUCCUAAAGCAGGAUAAAGGUGAAGAGAUCAAGGCCACUCCAACAAAUUUGCAAGACAACAAGAAAAAAGAAGAAACGAUUUCUAAAAAGACAACGAUAUCUGUUGAUGUACAAACACAAUCUAACCCUAUCACUGAGGAUACAAUGAGUGAUGACUCACAGCACUUUGGUUAUUCAAAUAGAGCUGUUCCUAAAACCAAGGAUACAAAGAAAAGCCACUCUACAGGACACAUUCUUCCUGAAAAUUCAUCUCUUACUAAAUCAGAUGAGCCUGUACGAAAAGCAAGUAGCGGUGAUUUACUUGGAGAGACAUUUGUUGAUACUGAGUCUGACGAUGAUGAACUACCAACACCAAUAACAUCUUCGAGAGGCAUCAAUGAACCAUCUGUAUCCAGUACAUCUUUCAUUCUGUUUUGCAAAGAAAACAGACCUCGCAUUGCAGAAACAAAUCCAGAGCUCACAUUCUUUGAAGUUAGGAAAAAAUUAGAAGAAAUGUGGAGAAGCAUGAGCUCUGAAGAAAAGCAGCCUUACGAGACUCGUGCAAAAGAAAUGACAGACCAACUGUAG
Naegleria fowleri is the source of this 1629-nucleotide messenger RNA. RefSeq lists its product as uncharacterized. Bases 1 to 1629 code for a protein of 542 amino acids. The transcript has a single exon. NCBI's taxonomy places the organism in Eukaryota, Heterolobosea, Eutetramitea, Acrasida, Naegleriidae. Gene Ontology annotation, molecular function: DNA binding, bending. The record is from RefSeq and is a predicted model, not a curated record.